Messenger RNA from Chanos chanos (milkfish), 2661 nucleotides. Its product is annotated as metal transporter CNNM1-like. Gene Ontology annotation, cellular component: plasma membrane. NCBI's taxonomy places the organism in Eukaryota, Metazoa, Chordata, Actinopteri, Gonorynchiformes, Chanidae. Gene Ontology annotation, molecular function: transmembrane transporter activity. Gene Ontology annotation, biological process: transport; magnesium ion homeostasis. The transcript has 11 exons. The coding region runs from base 1 to 2661 and encodes 886 amino acids. The record is from RefSeq and is a predicted model, not a curated record.
AUGGUCAGCAUCAUGGCUGCGGAUGCUGCAGCAGCGCGGCACCCGAUCCGCAGUGGUCCAGUCUUUUCCUUGUCCCACCUGCUCCUCCUGGUCGUUUACCUCCCCGCGUCCGUCCUCGGUUUGUUGGGUUUUCGGCCAGAAGACACGGGCGGAGAGCUGUCCGUAGAGGACGGGGUGCUGAAAGCCACCGAGGGAACUCGUUUCAUGCUGCGAGUUUACUACGCGACGAGUCAGCAGAGACUUAACAGGACGGCAGGCGGGGGCAGAGCCAAUGCAGCGCCAUGGAUCGCCUUCAUCGAAGAACCCAGUCCGGGCCGGGAGGGACAGGUCCAUCCCAAACGGAACAUGUGCAUGGACAAGAAUGCCCGGACCUCGGACAUUGAAGUUUUGGGUUCAUUCAAAUCAGCUUCCAGUCAGAACUCGGUCUUGGUGGAGCUACUGGCCAAAGACCUGCGGAGAGGUGAGAAAAUUAAGUAUUACUCUAUGUGUGCCUUUGACGGUUCCAAAUGGGAGCACUACAGGACUAGAGAUUUUUGGGUGGCUGUGGCGGAGAGGUCGUCAGAACUCGACCUCUGGCUUCAGGUCCUGGUGUCGGUUCUCCUUUUGGCGCUCUCUGCGCUUUUCAGCGGACUAAACCUCAGCCUUCUGGCAUUGGACCCUGUCGAGCUCCAAGUUCUGCAAAACAGCGGCACUGACAAGGAGCAGAAGUACGCGCGUCGAAUUGAGUCUGUCAGGAAGCACGGAAACUACGUGCUGUGCACCUUACUUUUGGGCAACGCACUGAUCAACGCGUCUCUGGCUGUUUGGAUGUGUCAGAUUCUCGGCAUGACCUGGCUGUCAACUGCCGUCUGUGCGUUUGGCAUAUUCUUCAUCGGAGAAAUUCUUCCUCACUCGGUGGCGUCCCGUCACGGCUUGGCGAUAGCCUCUAAGACUAUAUGGUUGACUCGUUUACUUAUGAUUUUGUCUUUUCCAAUCUCGUAUCCGAUCAGCAAGUUAUUGGACAUCAUUCUGCACCAAGAGAUCAGUAACUUUUACACGCGGGAAAAGUUGCUGGAGAUGCUGCGUGUGACAGAUCCGUACCAUGACUUAGUGAAAGAAGAACUUAAUAUUAUCCAAGGCGCGCUGGAACUUCGGACCAAGACCGUGGAAGACGUGUUGACGCCUUUGACAGAUUGUUUUAUGUUGUCAUCAGACGCACUGCUGGAUUUCAGUACUAUGUCUGAGAUCAUGCAAAGCGGUUACACGCGCAUCCCUGUGUAUGAGAACGACCGUUCUAACAUUGUGGACAUCCUGUUCGUUAAGGACUUGGCUUUCGUGGAUCCGGACGACUGUACGCCACUCAAAACUAUCACUCAGUUUUACAGACACCCAAUGCACUGCGUCUUCAAUGACACCAAACUUGACGCCAUGCUCGAGGAGUUCAAAAAAGGCAAAUCUCAUUUGGCCAUUGUUCAGAGAGUGAAUAAUGAAGGUGAGGGAGAUCCUUUCUACGAAGUGAUGGGAAUUGUCACGCUGGAGGACGUCAUCGAGGAGAUAAUCAAGUCUGAAAUCCUGGAUGAGACUGACCUUUACACCGACAACCGCACCAAGAGGCGUGUAUCUCACCAUGAGAGGAAGCAGCAGGAUUUCUCAAUCUUUAAGCUCUCAGAGAACGAGAUGAAGGUGAAUAUCUCCCCCCAGCUUCUCCUCGCCACACACCGCUUCCUGUCCACAGAGGUGGAGCCUUUCAAACCGACUCAGCUGUCGGAGAGGAUCCUGCUCAGGUUGAUUAAACACCCUAGCGUCGUUCAGGAGCUCAAAUUUGAUGAGAAGAACAAGCGGGCGCCCCAGCACUUCCUCUACCAGAGAAACAAACCUGCUGACUACUUCAUCCUUGUGCUGCAGGGUCGUGUGGAGGUGGAGUUCGGGAAGGAAGCUUUGCGUUUUGAAAACGGAGCAUUUGCUUACUACGGUGUACCGGCCAUAAUGCCUGGCCUCGCAGUCCAGAGAUCGCCGUCGCGCAGCAGUGGACUGGACCGUUCCGACUCUAUGCUCUACGGGGGGAGUAUGAACCAGUUAAACGGGGGUGGCAGCGCUUACCUACCUGAUUACUCAGUGCGCCAGCUUACCGACCUGCAGAUAAUCAAGAUCACUCGCAGCCAUUACCAAAAUGCCCUCACUGCGUCACGUAUGGACAGCUCUCCACAGACCCCCGAUGCCGACACCCGAACAGGGGAGGGUAACACCCCGACUCCAGACCCACCAAUCGCAGAGCACGGAGUCAUGCCCCUUCUUCCUCGAGAGUCACGCACAGGCUCUUCCCGCAUCCGCAGUCAGCAGUCCAGUGUCCCUCACAGCACCAGCCUGCUCAACGAGAAAAACCGCAUCGUCCGCAGCAAAUCAGAUGGUCAAAAGAGCCCCAGUGACUCUGUCUUCCUACGAAUGGAUGAGAUUCCUUACAUACGAGAGGAUCGCUUGGAAGGCGAUGGGAUGAAUGAUUCUGAGGUUGUUUCCAUAGAGACAGACUCCGCCCCCUUCAUCAGCACUAUAUCUCAGAGUAGCUCAGAGGACACGUUGGGGAGGAAACUACUGCUGAAACUUAGCCAUAAAAAGAGGAAGAAGUCUCGGGAUGGAGAGAGAACACCAGAGGACUCUUCAGAGAAGCCGCUCGUUAAGACUUAG